UCUUAAAAUUGGCUUGGUCGCGAAGAAAAGUGCUUCGGAAAGUUAACAAAACCCUAUAUAAAUAAAUACACUAAUAUAUUAUUAACGGUAUUUAACAACACUCAAAACCCGCAAUUCUCCUAAUCGGAUUCACCAGCUUCAAAUCAUCUCAAAAUGACUUCAGCAAUGAUGGCGGGAUUUGCAGUAGCUGCAGCAGCAUAUGCUGGUAGAUACAGCAUUCUGGCUUGGCAGGCCUUCAAAGCAAGACCACCCUCUGCAACACUACGCAGAUUUUAUGAAGGUGGUUUUCAACCCGUUAUGAACCGAAGAGAGGCGGCUCAAAUACUUGGAGUCAGGGAAAGAACUCCGAUAGAAAAGGUUAGGGAAGCACAUAGAAGGGUGAUGGUUGCAAACCAUCCAGAUGCAGGUGGUAGCCAUUACCUUGCGUCGAAAAUCAAUGAAGCCAAAGAUAUUUUACUUGGAAAAACCAAGGGUGGUGGUUCUGCCUUUUGAUGCGUUUUUCAUGAUCUUACUAAUGCUGAUUCUUCGAGAGUUUGGAAAUAUACGAGUUUGAGGAGGUUGGGCUUCACUUCAUAUCAUUAUUUCCGUGUAAUUGUAUACCAUAAGACCUCUGAAUUAUAAGAGAAUUAUUUUUAGUCAUUCAAAUUAUUUUUGGGGUCCUAUAAUUGUAUUCUGAUUGCUUUUCUUUCAUUUUAUAAACCCUGGCAAGAAAAAUGCCAAUUUACUUCUACAA
Messenger RNA from Humulus lupulus (European hop), 733 nucleotides. RefSeq names its product mitochondrial import inner membrane translocase subunit TIM14-2-like. Gene Ontology annotation, cellular component: PAM complex, Tim23 associated import motor. The record is from RefSeq and is a predicted model, not a curated record. Lineage: Eukaryota; Viridiplantae; Streptophyta; Magnoliopsida; Rosales; Cannabaceae. The transcript is spliced from 3 exons. The coding region runs from base 154 to 492 and encodes 112 amino acids. Gene Ontology annotation, biological process: protein import into mitochondrial matrix. Gene Ontology annotation, molecular function: ATPase activator activity.